Molecule: messenger RNA, 696 nt
Organism: Leptonychotes weddellii (Weddell seal)
Lineage: Eukaryota; Metazoa; Chordata; Mammalia; Carnivora; Phocidae
Gene: RNASEH2C
Product: ribonuclease H2 subunit C
Biological process (GO): RNA catabolic process
Cellular component (GO): ribonuclease H2 complex
Source: RefSeq, a predicted model, not a curated record
CCCCGGCCUCCCGACAGGCUCCGCGCGUUUUCCGCGCCAGCUUUGGCCUUAGCCAGCAAGCGGCGAAGGAUGGAAAGAAGCGACGAGGCGGCGGUCGAGAAGUGCCGCAUCCACUUGCGCCCCGGCACGCUGCGCGACGCCGCCCACGCCACGCUGCACCUUCUGCCCUGCGAGGUCCUGGUUAAUGGACCCGCCCCGGUGGAGCGCUUCUUCACCCCUGCCAUCCGCCAGGGUCCAGAUGGACUCGAAGUGUCGUUUCGGGGCCGCAGACUACGGGGCGAGGAGGUGGUGCUGCCGCCCGGCCUUGAGGGAUACGUGAUGGUGAUGGAAGAGAAGGGAGAGGUGUUGCUGGGGAAGGACUUCUCGGAGGGUUCGUCGAAACUGCGAGAGCAGCAGGGGCUGGCGGUACCCCCAGAGGCGCUGGAGCGGGACUUCGACCAAUUUAUCAGAGCCACCGCCAGUUUCAGCCGCUUCACGCUGUGGGGCCUGGAGACCAUCCCCGGUCCGGAUGCCAAAGUGCGCGGGGCGCUCACCUGGCCCAGUCUGGCUGCAGCGAUUCACGCACAGGUGCCUGAGGACUGAGAACUGGAACUUGACAUUGAAAGCCACCGCUCCCUCCACCCCAAUAAACCAGCUCUUCAUUUUGGAACCACUGACGGAUUCCAUCACCCCCCAAUAAACAAGCUCUUCACAGCA